AUGUCAGAUGCUGAGGAGCUCAUCACAAGCUGGGGAGAGAAGAACAAACAACCACAGGAUGGUAAUGAUUAUGAUGAAGACCAGAAGAAGCAGAGGAGCAGCAGCGAUGAAUCUGAGGAGAGUGCAGGGGUCAGGGGAGACGAGACGGAGAUGACCCGGCAGUCUCAAGUCUACAGUUCAACCACUGACACACUUUUCUCAAAAUCUCACACCAGAACACAUGCACUGUCACUGGAAUGGGUGAUUGGGAUGACUCCUGCACUCCCCGUCUUCAGUUUGCAAGACCACAAUCAGUUGGUGAUUCUCUACGCUGGAGCUCACAUCGGGAUCAUCUACAACCACACGUCAAAGACCCAGCACACACUCCAGGGUCACUGCAACCCCAUCUCAUGCAUGUGUGUGAGUGAAGACAGACGCUGGGUAGCAACUACAGAACAGGGGCCGAAAAACCUGGUGAUGAUAUGGGACUCCUAUUCUGGAAUUCCUGUGCAAACCUUGUUCGACUGCCACCCUGAUUGUGGUGUCGUUGCAAUGGCGUUUUCAAAGGACACAAAACAUCUGGUAACCCUCGGGGCUGAAGACUUUCAACGUUUGUGUGUUUGGGAUUGGACGAAUCAAACGGAAAAGCCUUCAUGCUUUACUGAAAUCAAUCCUAAGCACGGUUAUCAAAAGCACGUCAUUUUCAACCAAAACGACGGCAAUCAGCUGCUCACCAACAGUGAAAGUCAGGUGCUACUUUACAGCAGGGCUCAGGGAGAUCUGCAAUACGUUGCCCUGAAUUUUAAGAAGGCUGCCAAGUUUCCGAAUACGUGUGUGUUCCACUGUCGGAAGCCUCAGGUCCUGGCUGCCACUGCAGCUGGGGGGCUUGUGGUCUGGGACGUGAUGAAAGACAUGAAUGAAAACCAGACUGUCCCUCGAGACCGAAUCAAGGUCAUUCGGCUUCAGAAAGAUCCGAUCACUGUUCUCGCCGUAACUGACAGCUGUAUAGUAACCGGUGACACUCAAGGCGAUAUCAAGUUUUAUAAUGACGAAUUCCAGCUUGUCAUGUGGUACGAUGAAUUCAAACUGGAUGCUAUCGUGUCCAUUUCCUUUUCCAAAGAGUGCACAGAGGGGUUUUUGAAGGCCUGCACUCUGGAGGCCAAACCCUACAUUUUCAGGAACUUUGUUGUGUCCACAGUCAGUUCCAGAGUAGUACAUGUGAAUUCAGAGAAAAGCAUCCAACAGAUUCUGCUGAGUAAGGACUGUGACCCUGUACAUGCAGUAGCCUGUCACCCCAAACAGCCAGCUGUUGCCAUGGGUAACCACAUGGGCAUUUUAAGAGUGUGGGAUUACAUCAACAAAGUGAUCAUCUGCAGAAGGGUCUUUGCGACUGAGAAGGAGAUUCGGUGUAUUACUUUUGAUCCUCAAGGAUCCUACCUGGCAGUUGGCUUUGGCAGCGGUGCCGUUCACAUACUGAACUCCGGCACUUUGAACAGUGAUCCUAAGGAAUGUUUCCAUUUUUCUAAAGAUGGCAUCCUUCACAUCACUUUCUCCUCAGACUCAAAGUAUCUUGCCACUGCAGACGCUGGAAAAACGGUGACAGUGUUCCGCCUGCAGGCUAGAGAAGGGUCUUCACCUCUUUGGAUGUACCUGGGCAGAUACCGCUCCCACUACAAGCCCGUCAUAGACCUUCUUUUUGGGGUUCACCUGGACAGCACCCAACCCAGACUGCUAUCUCUGGGGAUGGACCGUCGCCUGGUUGAGUACGACUUGGAAAACUCUGAAGAGAACCAUCUCCUCAUUUUAAGCUCUGAGCGCGUCGAGCAAAGUGCUGUGCCAAAGUGCAUGACUUGGUAUCCUCCGUUGACGGCAGAGCAGUUUCUUCUCAUUGCCUCAGACAAAUACAAGAUGAAGCUUUUCAACAGCACGAGCAGGAUGUGCAGACAGACUCUCCUUGGCCCAACAUACGACUCUCCCAUUAAGAAAACAAUGGUUCUUCCCAAGUUGAAAGAAUCUGAGACAAACUCAUAUUACCUGGCUUACAUCACAGAGGACAAGGUGGGUCUCCAGAUUUUGCCUGUUGACGGGAACCCCUACAAGUCAAAUGCUCUGAUCUGCCACUCGACAGGGGUCUCUUCUUUUGACUGCUCCUACGAAGGCCGAUUUGUCUUCACUGCAGGUGGAUCUGACUGCACUGUAAUGUCAUGGGAGAUAAGCUUAAAUGCUUUGGAAGCAGCAGCCUCAUUGGGUGGAAAGGACAUGGCACCUUUUUAUACCCUUUUAGAAGGAGGGAGAGACGGCAAGUUCUACAGGGAUAUGGAGGACUUUUUCUAUUUCUGCCAAGUCCGUCAUCAAGGCACUGACUCAAUGGAGACACGUCAAGUGUCGACCAAAAUCCCCCUGUGUGAGGUCCCUUCUCUGAUGAGAGCAUUGACAUAUUACCUUACAGAGCAAGAGAUAGAAGACCUGCAAAAUGAGGUCAAGUUCAGCAAGUAUGCGGAAACAGGAAAAUACGUGACUGACAUUGACCUGGAGGAGUUUAUCAAACUGUAUAUCAACCAUCGACCAGCCUUCGGCAUUGAUAGACAUCAGCUCAUCCAAGAUUUCCAUGUCCUUGGUAACCCGGACAGUACAGGACAGCCCGUUCUGCAGAGACAUAAGCUGCUAGAAUUUCUGCAGGCUCGAGGAGAACACAUGACAGAGGAUGAGGUGGCCGAGUGUUUCACUACACUUUUAGGUGUCAAUGAAGAAGACGAUGAAGAAGACGAAGGCGAUUCAGAAUAUACUUUGGAGUGUGCAAUUCCAGAAGAGAUAUCAUUGGAGACAUUCACAGGUCACAUCCUGGGCUUCUCAUCCCCAAUAGAGGAGAGUGGCAGAUCCUCGUCUUCACAGUGA
Messenger RNA from Limanda limanda (common dab), 2874 nucleotides. RefSeq names its product cilia and flagella associated protein 251 (gene cfap251). Lineage: Eukaryota; Metazoa; Chordata; Actinopteri; Pleuronectiformes; Pleuronectidae. The coding region runs from base 1 to 2874 and encodes 957 amino acids. Gene Ontology annotation, molecular function: protein binding. The transcript is spliced from 20 exons. The record is from RefSeq and is a predicted model, not a curated record. Gene Ontology annotation, cellular component: sperm flagellum.